Messenger RNA from Enhydra lutris kenyoni (northern sea otter), 354 nucleotides. Its product is annotated as transmembrane protein 230-like. Gene Ontology annotation, biological process: synaptic vesicle transport. The transcript is spliced from 2 exons. Gene Ontology annotation, cellular component: synaptic vesicle; endomembrane system. The record is from RefSeq and is a predicted model, not a curated record. NCBI's taxonomy places the organism in Eukaryota, Metazoa, Chordata, Mammalia, Carnivora, Mustelidae. Bases 1 to 354 code for a protein of 117 amino acids.
AUGAUGCUGUCUCCUACCAACCUGGUUACUGGAAUCUCCGGUAGUAAAGUGAAAUACUUAAGGCUUUCCAGUACAGAUGAUGCCUACACAUUGGCCGUGAGUUUAAGAAAAAACACUCUUGAAAAAAGAAAAAACACUCUUAAGAUCCCAUACAAAACCAUUGCACUUACUACAGUGCUGUUUUUUAUGGGUGCCUUUUUCAUCAUAGGCUCCCUCCUUCUGGCUGUAUCAACAAAGGGCAGGCUGGACCAUUCGGUCCUGAUCAUUGGCGUCCUGGUGUUCCUGCCAGAAUUUUACCACCCGAGCAUCUCCUACUAUGUAUCCAAAGGCUACUGUGGUUACUCCUACCGAUGA